AUGAAUUCUCGAAUCUCGCAUACUCAAGGAUCUCAUUCGUAUACUUUGCAGGGUAUCAUUUUACCCCAUGAGAAUACGGUAUAUGAGCCUCAGACUUUGUAUCAACAAUAUGGUAUCGCUAGCACUUGCAUGCCAAUGGUAGUACCUUAUUCUCAAUCUACCCCAGGAACUGUAUUCAAUUAUUAUCAAGUUUAUAAUAUAAACGAACCCUUGAACUUUUAUUAUAAUGAUAUUCAUAUCUAUUGUAAAGAAGUAGAAGUAUUAUUAACAGACGAAACAAUCGAAUGUUUAAACAUUGAUAUUCAUAAUCCCAUUCAAUAUAGUAGUAAUUUUUAUAAAUUUUAUUAUAUACAACCAGUUACUCUGAAUUUUUAUGAAGUAUUUUGUACAAUCUACAACGAUGAGAACCCGGAGCGAGAAUUUUCCAAGAAAAAUCAAGAAAGUAUUGAAUUUUGUUUAAAUAAUUAUUUGGGUCCAAUCAAACAAGGCGAAUCUUCUAAUGGAAGCGAAAGCCUCCAAUCUAAAACAACAAAAAAUGUUCCAUGUAAAUGGGAUGUUUUAACAAUUCAAUCUUUGCUUACAUAUUUGGAAGCAAAUGAGAAGGAGGUCCGAAAACUAAGAUUCCGUGGUCGUAAAGUAAAAGAAGUUAAAAAGAAGCUUUGGAAAGGGGCGUCCGAUUACCUGCGAUGCAAAUAUCAUAAUAAACAGUGUGAAAUUUAG
Funneliformis mosseae is the source of this 720-nucleotide messenger RNA. The record is from the annotation of a GenBank genome assembly. Lineage: Eukaryota; Fungi; Glomeromycota; Glomeromycetes; Glomerales; Glomeraceae.